AACCACAGGCUUCUUAAAAAGUCCAUCCUUGGAAUUCCCUUUUGGCGCAGCAGGUUAAGGAUCCAGUGUUGUCAUUGCAGCAGCUCAGGUCACCGCUGUGGCGCGGGUUUGAUCCCUGGCCCAGGAAUUUUACAUGCUAUGGGUGCAGCCAAAAAAAAAAAGUCCAUCCUUGAACUAUAAUUAAGAAUUGUUCUCAGCCUCGCUGGCUGCUCUGAAAAGCCAUCUUUGCAUUGUUCCUGUGUCUGGCUCUCUGUUCGCCACAGCCACUUCUGCCACCACAGCUUUGUUGCCAGAGUCCUUGGACUCCCACUUUCUUUUUAAUCUGCUGCAUCGGACCACUGGCCUGCCCCAUCAUGUCAGAAGCCCAAGCCGUGGGUACCAGCUCCGAGAUCACCACCAAGGACUUACAAGAGAAGAAGGAAGUUGUGGAGGAGGCGGAAAACGAGAGAGAGGCACAUUCUGAAUGGAAUGCCAGUAAGAAAAUUGGGGACCAGGAGGCUGACAAUGAGGUAGACAGAGAAGAGGAAGAAGGUGGGGAAGAAGAGGAGCAGGAGGAGGAAGGUGAUGGUGAGGAAGAGGAUGGAGAUGAAGAUGAGGAAGCUGACGAAGCGAUAGGCAAACGGGCAGCCGAAGAUGAUGAGGAUGACAGUGUUGACUCCAAGCAGCAAAAGACCAGUAAGGAUGACUAGACAACAAAAAAGGAAGAGUUAAACUUUAAAAAAAAACCAAGCAAAACCCAUCAUGACCUCUCUACCCUCCACUUUUCAAUUUCACAAAUUCCUAAACGUGGUCAUCUUCAAGUAGAGAGUCCUGCCUGCCUGCCUGCCUGCUUGCCUACCAACCACGGGCAGUGCCACCUACAGAUGGCAUAUGCUCUCCACCACCCAACCAAAACCACUGUGUGAAUUUGCAGUGGCAGGAAAGAAAGAACCAAAACUUUCAAGGCCCUGCUUUUUUUCUUAAAGAACUUUAAAGAGGAAACUUUGUCCUUUUUAUUUACAUUUUAUAUUUUUGUACCUAUUGUGAAGGGUGAGCCAUUUUUAAUGAUCUCGGAUGACCAAACCAGCCUUCCUGUCCUACUUCUAACUUUACUUGCGAUGUGACCAUGUUCAUUAUAAUCUCAAAGGAGAAGAAAAACCUUGUAAAAAAAGCAAAAAGAACAACAA
Phacochoerus africanus (Common warthog) is the source of this 1166-nucleotide messenger RNA. RefSeq names its product prothymosin alpha-like. The record is from RefSeq and is a predicted model, not a curated record. Gene Ontology annotation, molecular function: histone binding. The coding region runs from base 354 to 689 and encodes 111 amino acids. Gene Ontology annotation, cellular component: nucleus. Gene Ontology annotation, biological process: positive regulation of transcription by RNA polymerase II; negative regulation of apoptotic process. The transcript has a single exon. NCBI's taxonomy places the organism in Eukaryota, Metazoa, Chordata, Mammalia, Artiodactyla, Suidae.